AUGUCCGAGACAAAUGUGGGUUCCAAAGACCUUAAUCUUGUGGAUAAUGAUCAAAAAGUUGAAGUAAACAAUGACUCAUCUUCACAAGAAAUCCCAAAGGAUUUAGAAAAAGCAGAGGACAAUCCCAUGCCCACUCCAGCCCAAGAGGAAGUUGUAAUCAAGAAAAAAUAUGGUGGAUUACUACCAAGAAAAACCCCUUUAAUCUCAAAGGAUCAUGAUCGUGCUUUCUUUGAUUCUGCAAAUUGGGCACUAGGAAAGCCUACGCCACAUCAGCAAGUUCGUUCAAGACGAUCAUUCUACGCCCCUGCAGAUAUUAUACCCUCUGUUGAGCUGUUGGCUGCUCAAUAUAACAAACUGCCUUGCAAAAGCAUAUUACAAAGAUCUGAAUCAUUAACAACUACUAACUCACAUUAUCUUAUUAAAGGAUACUCAAGGGUAAACUAG
Molecule: messenger RNA, 444 nt
Organism: Lactuca saligna
Lineage: Eukaryota; Viridiplantae; Streptophyta; Magnoliopsida; Asterales; Asteraceae
Source: the annotation of a GenBank genome assembly